AUGGAAGACAGUUCUGCUCUUGCGGUGCCAUCUAUGGCGGUCUCGUCUAUGGCGCCAACCGAACCAACUACGGAAGAUGAUCUGGACGUUCAUCUCUCGUGGAUGCGUGCAGCUCUGGACCAAGCAGAAGAGGCUUUCAAUGCGCAAGAAGUACCUGUUGGAUGCGUAUUCGUGCGCGAUGGCACGAUAAUUGCACGCGCGCGCAAUCGAACCAAUGAACUGCGUAAUGCGACGCGACACGCAGAGCUUGAAGCCAUCGAUGCUAUCCUGGCCGACCCGAACUUGACGGCGCAAGAUCGUGAAGCACGAGCGCGUCCUCUGGCAAGAACGACUCUGUAUGUCACAGUCGAGCCGUGUAUGAUGUGUGCAAGCGCACUGCGUCAGGCCGGCCUUGAACGGUGCUUUUUCGGUGCGGGAAAUGAGCGCUUCGGCGGUUGCGGGAGCGUGUUGGGCGUGAAUUCGGCGAUACCACACCCCAAGCUUCCGGCUUUUCCUGCGACGGGCGGAUUGCUGCGUGAAGAGGCCAUCAUGGCUUUGCGGAGGUUCUACAUCACUGAGAACGCGAAUGCUCCUGUACCCAAGAGCAAGGCCAAUCGUGUUCUCAAGACGGAGAUCCUUCCGCCGAAGACACCACUCUCGACAUGA
Molecule: messenger RNA, 645 nt
Organism: Peniophora sp. CBMAI 1063
Lineage: Eukaryota; Fungi; Basidiomycota; Agaricomycetes; Russulales; Peniophoraceae
Source: the annotation of a GenBank genome assembly